This is a messenger RNA of Paramisgurnus dabryanus, 2136 nucleotides long. It is a transcript of the gene gstcd, whose product is annotated as glutathione S-transferase, C-terminal domain containing. Lineage: Eukaryota; Metazoa; Chordata; Actinopteri; Cypriniformes; Cobitidae. The record is from RefSeq and is a predicted model, not a curated record. Gene Ontology annotation, cellular component: cytoplasm.
UUUUAGUGUUACACAACAGCUGCACAUGUGUUUCCUACUGGAUUUCUUUAUACUUUUCAAACACUAUUUCCUCAUGAGCCCUCACCAGCACUGAAACAUCAGAAGAAUGAAGCAAGCAGACCCACAGUGUGACAUAGAGAGACUUUAUCUGGAGGUGUCCAGUGUAAAUGGAGCCGCGUCUCUUCCCCUGCACACCUCCAUCACCCUGUUCCUCCUUUCUUACACAGACUGCUCAUCUUUUCACGUCUACCUGGUCACAGAUCAGCCUGACGCUCUGCAGUCUCUGUCAGGUCUGGUGCCCGAGGGUCUCGUUGUUGCCGAUGUGCGGAAAGAGGAGCUGCCAGCUCUUGUUAGGUUGUGCCGCCUCCCUGCCGCAUUAGAGCCCGACGCCGGCUUCUGCAGAGCCGGUCUAGCUGUCGUACUGAGGCGCAUCAUUCGGAGGACGUGCCAGCUGACGCCAGGCCGCAGGGAUGUGGCAUCGCUUUUGGGAUUUAAGAACACCUGUCUUAAAGCUUGUGCCGAGGUAAGUCAGUGGACCAGACUGUGUGAACUGGAGAUUCCCUCUUCGGUGGAGAAGCACUUAGAAAACCCUACAGAAGAGACGUUUCAACUUCCUGCUGCUAUCCUCAACUUAGAGAAGAGAUUAGGUGAACCUGUCAAAGUCCACAAUGAUGACAAGAUACGCAGACAGAAACUCCAACAACAGAGGAAUUCCUCUCCGAGUGAUUCCCAACUAAAUGGCCCCAAAACUGAGAUAGGACUGCAGGAGAAGGGCGAUGCACACGGUGUUGAACUCAGUGCUGCUCUGGCUAAACUCUCCGUGGACGCAGUUCCGUCCGUGUCCACCCGAGAGCGCUCCGACAUCAGGAAAGUCAGGAGCACAGAUCUGCCAGAGCUGGAGCAUGUGUUUGCAGAAGGACUGUACUUCACCCUUACUGAUGUUGUGCUGCUACCCUGCAUCCAUCAGUAUCUGAUCUCCCUCCAAAAGCACAGCCCCCUCAUCCUCUCCCAUCUCCCCUUGCUGCUGAAGUGGUACCAGCGUGUACAGGAGCUCCCCAUUGUUUCGAGGGCCGCAAAGGAUUGUGGGAUGGCCCUUCUUAACCUCAGCACGGCUGACCCCUGUCCUCCCCAGCCAGAGUUCCCCAGACCCAGCGGAGCAGAGCAGGAAAGCCCGACCGUCAAGCAAGAGCCCUUCAUCGGGGGCCCAAGGCCAACUCUGACCAAGCUGCAAGAGAAUGGGAUAGAUGCUGUUUUCUCCCCCCACCCUUGCCCUUCAUGGACCAUAGACUGGGAGAGUUUACCUGCGGCCGUCAACCCAACUGAAGGCAAGAUGUCGGACGCCCGUGCCGUACGAAAACAACAGCAGCUCAACAAUCUGGUUGCCAUGGUGACAGAGAUGGCCCACCCAGGCCAGACCAUUGUGGAUUUCUGCAGUGGGGGGGGCCACGUUGGGAUUGUUUUGGCGCACAUGCUUCCUAAAUGUCAGGUGAUUCUCAUUGAGAAUAAAGAAGAGUCGCUGGUCAGGGCGAGAGAAAGAUGCACUCAGCUCGGGCUGACGAAUAUCGGCUUCAUCCAGACAAACCUCGAUUACUUCACUGGAAACUUCCAUAUUGGGGUGGCCUUGCAUGCGUGCGGAGUGGCUACAGAUAUGGUCCUGGACCGUUGCCUUCAAGCAAGGGCUGGAUUUGUGGUUAGUCCCUGCUGCUACGGAUUCAUUCAAAACACGCUCAAGUUCAACUUUCCCAAGAGUGCGAGGUUUGCUGAGACUUUGAGCUAUAAGGAGCACAUGAUCUUGUGCAGGUUCGCGGACCAGACAGCUGUCAGUUUACCACUGGAACGGAGAUUAAUCGGUAAACGCUGUAUGGGACUGGUAGACCUGGACCGCAGCUGGGCCGCUGAGACUCAUGGGUAUUCUGUCAAGGUGAUGACCAUGGUCCCUGAAGGCUGCUCCCCAAAAAACAAUAUGCUGGUGGGAAAACCUGCAAGUUAGAGUGCAAUCGAAACAGCGAAACCUAAACCUUUCAGACUGUCGCGUUUUUAAUUUAGUAACUUUUUAUGAAUUGUUUUUUUUAAACACAUGUAUUUCUAUCACACAGAAACAGACAUGCAAUGCUGAAUAAAUCAUGGUUCAAUUUA